Messenger RNA from Amblyraja radiata (thorny skate), 986 nucleotides. It is a transcript of the gene polr1h, whose product is annotated as RNA polymerase I subunit H. Lineage: Eukaryota; Metazoa; Chordata; Chondrichthyes; Rajiformes; Rajidae. The transcript is spliced from 5 exons. Gene Ontology annotation, biological process: DNA-templated transcription; termination of RNA polymerase I transcription. Bases 103 to 468 code for a protein of 121 amino acids. Gene Ontology annotation, molecular function: nucleic acid binding; zinc ion binding. Gene Ontology annotation, cellular component: RNA polymerase I complex. The record is from RefSeq and is a predicted model, not a curated record.
GGCGCUGUGCCGGUGUUUCCCCGAGGCCGAGCCCGGAGCCUGAACACUAGGCCGCGGGCGGCAGCAGGAGCAGCGAGAGGCGGCGCUCGACCCAGAGCUGCGAUGGCUGACUCGUGUUUCGAAUCCGACCCCGAUUUCUGCCCGGAGUGUGGAACCAUCCUGCCGCUGCCGGGCCUGGAGCAGCAUGUGGCGUGUCACAAGUGUGGCUUCCAGAUCAGCGUCCAUGCGUUCGAAGGGACGGAGAUACUGUCGGAGGUGGUGUUCAAUGACCCGGACUCGCUGCGCGCCACCCUGAACAUGGAGGACGAGGCGAGGGAGCCCAAUGGGCCGGAGGUGGACCGCAAGUGUUCCCGUUGCGGGCAUGAGGGGAUGGUGUACCACACCCGGCAGACACGCUCGGCAGAUGAGGGGCAGACAGUCUUCUACACGUGUACCAGCUGCAGGCACCAAGAGAAGGAAGACUCGUGACCGAGGGGCCGAGCGAGGAGGGGUGGGGGUGGGGAGAGUUGCUGGGGUUGGGUGGUGUGUGUGAGAGUGCGUGUUUGUGUAUGAGUGUGUGUGUAAGUAUCUGUACGUGUGAGUGGAUAUGUGUAUGUAUCUGAGUGUGUGUGGGAGUGAGUGUGUAUGUUUUAGUUUGAGUGUGUAAGAGUCUGUGUGUGAUCGUGUGAGUGAGUCCGGGUCCAAUGUUUGAGAAUGUAUAAGUGUGUGAUAGUGAGUGUGUAAGAGUGAGCCUGUGAGUAUGAGUGUGUGUACGUAUGUGUGAGAGAGUGUGUGUGUAUGUGCGUGAGGGUGAGUAACUAUAUGAAUGUGUGUGUAUGAGUGCGUGUGUUUUACAUAAGUGUGAGUGUGCGGGGUGUGAGAUUCCAUGCCGGAUGUGGACCACUGCCCCGAUGGUCCCCGGACCCCCCUGUUAAGGUUUGUUUUUGCUUCAAACAGAUAACAACCCAAUAAUUAGUAAUAAAGCAGUAAAAUCUUUAUUUUGCCCA